Molecule: messenger RNA, 1957 nt
Organism: Clarias gariepinus (North African catfish)
Lineage: Eukaryota; Metazoa; Chordata; Actinopteri; Siluriformes; Clariidae
Gene: rtcb
Product: RNA 2',3'-cyclic phosphate and 5'-OH ligase
Exons: 12
Coding region: 85-1602 (505 amino acids)
Biological process (GO): tRNA splicing, via endonucleolytic cleavage and ligation
Cellular component (GO): tRNA-splicing ligase complex; nucleus
Molecular function (GO): RNA ligase (ATP) activity
Source: RefSeq, a predicted model, not a curated record
GAGAAGAAGCGUGUCAGUGUUUGGCACGAUAUAGACGAGUCGACGGUAUCUCCCAUUAUUUGAUUUGAAACACUAACAUUAAUAAUGAGUCGCUCUUAUAAUGACGAAUUGCAGUUUUUGGACAAGAUUGACAAGACAUGCUGGCGAAUCAAGAAGGGAUUCGUCCCAAACAUGCAGGUGGAGGGCGUCUUCUAUGUCAAUGAGUCGCUGGAGAAACUGAUGUUUGAAGAGCUGCGAAACGCGUGUCGUGGCGGGGGUGUUGGUGGAUUUUUGCCGGCUAUGAAGCAGAUUGGAAAUGUGGCGGCUUUGCCGGGAAUUGUGCAUAGAUCUAUAGGCCUACCUGAUGUUCACUCCGGAUAUGGUUUUGCGAUUGGAAACAUGGCUGCGUUUGACAUGAGUGACCCUACAGCAGUUGUCUCUCCAGGUGGUGUAGGAUUUGACAUUAAUUGUGGAGUGCGUCUGCUGAGAACCAACCUCGAUGAAGGAGAUGUGCAGCCGGUGAAGGAACAGCUGGCGCAGGCUCUCUUUGACCACAUCCCUGUAGGAGUGGGGUCCAAGGGAGUCAUCCCCAUGGGUGCCAAAGACCUGGAGGAGGCCCUGGAGAUGGGGGUGGACUGGUCUCUGAGGGAGGGCUACGCCUGGGCUGAGGAUAAAGAGCACUGUGAAGAGUAUGGCCGAAUGCUGCAGGCUGACCCAAAUAAGGUUUCCUCCAAGGCCAAGAAGAGAGGACUGCCACAGCUUGGGACACUGGGAGCCGGGAAUCAUUACGCUGAGAUCCAGGUGGUGGAUGAAAUCUACAAUGACUAUGCUGCCAAAAAAAUGGGUAUCGAUCACAAGGGCCAGGUGUGUGUGAUGAUCCACAGCGGGAGUCGUGGGCUGGGUCAUCAGGUGGCCACAGAUGCUUUGGUGGCCAUGGAAAAGGCGAUGAAGCGGGAUAACAUUGUAGUAAAUGAUCGGCAACUCGCUUGUGCCCGCAUCAGUUCUCCUGAAGGUCAGGACUACUUGAAGGGCAUGGCAGCUGCAGGAAACUACGCCUGGGUCAACCGCUCCUCCAUGACAUUCCUCACACGCCAGGCCUUCUCCAAAGUCUUUAACACUACACCCGAUGAUCUGGAUAUGCAUGUGAUCUAUGACGUGUCCCAUAACAUUGCCAAAGUGGAGGAGCACAUGGUGGACGGUAAACAGAAAACACUGCUGGUGCAUCGUAAAGGAUCAACAAGGGCUUUCCCGCCUCAUCACCCUCUUAUUGCCGUCGAUUACCAGCUGACUGGUCAGCCUGUGCUGAUCGGUGGUACAAUGGGCACUUGCAGCUAUGUUUUGACGGGCACUGAGCAGGGCAUGACUGAAACUUUUGGCACCACCUGCCAUGGCGCAGGUCGAGCCCUGUCCCGAGCUAAGUCCCGCAGGAACCUGGACUUUCAGGAUGUUUUGGAUAAACUGGCUGAUAUGGGCAUCGCCAUCAGAGUGGCUUCACCAAAACUGGUCAUGGAGGAGGCACCAGAAUCCUACAAAAAUGUAACAGAUGUGGUGGACACGUGCCAUGAUGCUGGAAUCAGCAAGAAGGCCAUCAAGCUUCGACCUAUUGCUGUGAUUAAGGGUUAAACGUGAGCACCUAAGCACCAUCAGUGAAUGGUUAACCUGAAAGAUCGUGCCCCCGGGCAAAUUAACAGAACAGGUGAUUUGGGAACAGGAAUGGUGUGCCUAUCUCUAUAGGAUGUUUUCUGAACGUUCUUUGUACAGGCAAGACUUUUGCAUAUAAUGUGUGUGCAUCACAUCAUACGGAGAGAGAGCUGUUAACAAAGUUAAUUAUGAUUUUCGUUUGUAAUUUGUUCCCGACAGCUUUAUUGCUCUAAAAGAGAGUGGCUGAAAUGAUUCUUUUUUUGAUUUGGUUGAGGUUAAAGAUUUAUUUUGUGAAAAAACUAAUAGUUAAAAUGGAAAUAAAAGCAUCAGUGAUCGA